Molecule: messenger RNA, 720 nt
Organism: Chelmon rostratus (copperband butterflyfish)
Lineage: Eukaryota; Metazoa; Chordata; Actinopteri; Chaetodontiformes; Chaetodontidae
Product: transmembrane protein 211
Exons: 3
Coding region: 1-720 (239 amino acids)
Cellular component (GO): membrane
Source: RefSeq, a predicted model, not a curated record
AUGCAUUCGCUCCUGGGCCGGGAGAAGAAAGAAGAAGAAGCCGGGUUCGGGAUCGAUCUGGGUCUGUCUCCGGGCUUUCUGCCCCAAGCUGCCACCAUGUUCAGCUGUGUGGGCUGCUUCUGGGUGCUGCUGUCCUCCGCUCUGGUCGCCGUCUGCAGUUUCAGCUUCAUAUCACCUGCCUGGAUUGUUAAGGACCAGCUGAGGAACAACAACCACCACCACCACAACAACAACAAGGACUCCGUGAGCUUCGGCUUGCUGUGGCACUGCUCGGAGUCUCUGGAUCACAUGUACCGAUGCUACACCUUCGGGGGACUGGGCAGAUUCGCAGAGAUCCCCUCCAGCUCCUGGCAGACCAGCGCGGUGCUCUGUUCGGGAGGCUGUGCUCUGCUGGCUGUCAGCUCCCUGUUGGCCAUCAUCACAAUCUUCCUGCCCAGUGGAGGAUGUGAGAGGAGGAUCUGCACCCUGGCUGGAUACAUGCAGAUGGCUGCAGUGUUCAUCAUGGCUGCUGGACUGCUGGUCUACCCCUUUGGCCUAAACUCCUCACUGGUCAGGUCCUUCUGCGGGGACUCUGACAUCUACUACGCUGGCGAGUGCCAGAUCGGCUGGGGCUACAUGCUGGCUAUUGUCGGAGUCAUGCUCACCGUCUUCUUGCCCUUUUUUGCCAAAUAUGCACCAAAGGAGCAGCUGUCCCCCACCCCUUUACCCACGCUGUUAUAG